This is a messenger RNA of Austrofundulus limnaeus, 1158 nucleotides long. Its product is annotated as gastrula zinc finger protein XlCGF7.1. Gene Ontology annotation, biological process: regulation of transcription by RNA polymerase II. Lineage: Eukaryota; Metazoa; Chordata; Actinopteri; Cyprinodontiformes; Rivulidae. The record is from RefSeq and is a predicted model, not a curated record. Gene Ontology annotation, molecular function: RNA polymerase II cis-regulatory region sequence-specific DNA binding; DNA-binding transcription factor activity.
CAACAGGAACCGGUCCACAAGAAGCUCUGCAAGCUGGAGAGGAACUCAAGCCUGGACCAGGAGGAACCAGAACCUCCACAGAUUGAGGACCGAGAGGAACCAGAACCUUCACAGUUUGAGGACCAGGAGGAACCAGAACCUCCUCAGAUCAAAGUAGAGGAUGAGGAGCUCUGCACCAAUCAGGADGAAGAUCAGCUCCACCUGAAGCAGGAGACUGAUCCGGUUCUGGUGACUGUUUUUUAUGAAGAAAGUCAACCAGAACCAGACAAGGAGCAGCUCAUCUCUCAGAGGUCUACUGGAUCUGAGGACCAGGAUCAGGAUUCAGGGUCAGAUAAGAAGAUGGAUCACACAGAGGGUCAUCAUGGUAACCAUGCAGGCCAAUCAGCAACAUCUGAGAGGUUGUUUUCUUGUCUAAUCUGUGGAGAAACUUUUUCAAAGAAAUCACUGCAUUACCAUCAUGUGAAGGUCCACAGAGUCUGGAACCAGAACUCUAAUAAACUGAUGUAUUGUUGUCCCACCUGUGGGAAAAAGAUCUUUGCUUAUAGUCACUUAAUCAGACAUAUGAGGGUCCACACAGGUGAAAAACCAUUUUAUUGUAAAACUUGUGGAAAAGCUUUUCAACAUCAGUUCAAUCUGAAGUGUCACAUGAUGAUCCACACAGGAGAGAAGCCAUUUAUUUGUAAAACUUGUGGAAAAGGUUUUUAUCAAAAAGUACAUCUUCAAAAUCACAUGCUGAUCCACACAGCAGAGAAGCCAUUUUCUUGUAAAACUUGUGGACAUCUUUUUAAAUAUUCAUCAAGUCUGAAGUGUCACAUGAUGUGUCACACAGGAGAGAAGCCAUUUUCUUGUAAAACUUGUGGGAAACGUUUUUACAGAAAGGACCAGCUUACUCGUCACAUGAAAGUUCACAGAAGCUGAGCUGAUGUUCUUCUGUCAUAGGUGGAGAAAAGUUUCACCAAAUGAUCUAGAAGAGGUUUUACAGCCAGGAGAAGAAUGACAUGUUCAUAAUGUGGAGAAAAGUUAGAAAAGUCUUAAAUCUUGUUCAUGUUUGAAGCAGGGCUGGGCCCUAAAACAAUAACUACACACAGCAAAAACAGGUGUUAAAAUUUCAGUGUUAAACUUUUGGGUGUUGAUUUAACACCCCCUAGUGUUAUUUUA